GCACAAAGCAUUUGAGUAGUGAAAAGUUUGAAGGUCUGGUAAAUUUGUUAAGCUCAAAAUUCCACUUCCAUGGAGCAACCUCCAUUCAUUUCUCACCGGCGAGACGAACCGGAGUUCAACCUCCGUGAAUGGGUGGCAAAGGCUAAAAUUGGCCGCGAUCCCGCCAUUUCCAGGCGAUUCUCCGGGUCCUACAUCAGAAGCUUUCGAGAAGACGCGAGGUCGUUUCGAUCAAAUGUCACCACCGUCACUAGCACCGCCUCCUCUCCUGGAUACCCUUUCGGAGACGAAAUUGACCCUGCUACUUAUUCGUUCACUAAUGCUAUCAAGGCACUGCAAGCCAGGUCGCUUAACAGUUGGGAAUGCUUUUCUCUUGAUGGGUUUACUUUGAAUUCGAAGUGGAAUGAAGCCGAGAAGUAUAUAUGUAAUCCACUUUCUGGGGAAGUACCCAUGGAGUGUUUGUCUGCAAAAUCGCUUAGUGGGAGGUCAUUCAAGAACUUAGCGAACAGAAUUGCCAUAUCUGCUCCUUUAGUUUAUUCCAGUCAUUCACAAAUUGAAACAAAGCCAUAUUCUAUUUCACAAUUAGUUCAGAAACUCCCAAUUCCAGAGAACAAAGUGGAAGCCAAUGGCAUGACCAGAGAUAUGGGAACUCAAAGCACACCAACAGUCGUUGGUUCAAACAGUCCUAGUCCUGCUUCCACGCCUCCUAUCGUGGAGAGAGCAUUAAAGAGAUGCGAAUUAGAAGAAGACUCGCCCAAUUCCAAUUCUAAAAGUACUCCCGAGACAGAGGUGAUAAGAAGAGAAUUGAAUGAGGAGAGAGCAAAAGAAGAAGAAAAGGAAGUAGUACAUAGAGAAACAAUAGCAGAAGAGAAGUUCAAGCAAGGAGGAUGCUUGUCAUGGAUGAUGAAGAAGAAGAAACAGAAAGAAGAAGAGAGAUCAAGAAGAAAGAGGUUAAUUUGUCAUCUAAAACUCAAAGGUUGUUGAAAAACAGUGUGAAAAAGCUAAGAACAAAUUAAAAAACAUGGAAAAGCAGAGAUUUGGAUUAUGUGUUAUGCAGCAAAAUGGAAGAACAGGGGCAGGUGAGAAUGUGGGUUGGUAUUGGAGAUGAUGAGAGGGGUGGGUAUCAUAAAGGAUUGUGUGUUGUGUUGGUGUUAGUGGUCCUAUUUGCCAGUGCCCCUCGGCCAUUUCAUAAUCUGUUCUUUGUGGCUUCACGUGCAUGCUUUUGUCUUUGUGUUGCUGAAUAGUGUAAGGUAAGGGCUCCAAAGGGCCUCCCCUUUUUGUUUUGAACUUUCAAAUCUCUCCUCUCUCAUAGUUAUUAUUUUGACCUUUGUUGUAGAAUUUUUAUACUGUGUUUAACAAAAAUCAAUGUGGAUACUGCUACUUAAACUUCU
Messenger RNA from Cucurbita pepo subsp. pepo (vegetable marrow), 1388 nucleotides. RefSeq lists its product as uncharacterized. The record is from RefSeq and is a predicted model, not a curated record. NCBI's taxonomy places the organism in Eukaryota, Viridiplantae, Streptophyta, Magnoliopsida, Cucurbitales, Cucurbitaceae.